AUGACGGGCAACGGGCUUCUUGGUGGCCACGAGAAGAAGCACAAGGUCACCAUUGUGGGAUCCGGCAAUUGGGGUUCUACGAUUGCCAAGAUUGUUGCCGAGAACACAAAGCAGCAUAAUGACGUCUUCGAGGAGCAGGUCCAGAUGUGGGUGUAUGAGGAGGAAGUUGUUGUUACCAGCGACUCGAAGCACUACGAUCCAUCUAUGGGCGACAAGCCUCAAAAACUGACCUCCAUUAUCAACAAAUAUCACGAAAACGUCAAGUACCUGCCUGGUAUUACUCUCCCCUCCAACAUCGUCGCCAAUCCCUCGCUCGUCGAUGCCGUCAAGGACUCGUCCAUCCUCAUCUUCAAUCUGCCACAUCAGUUUAUCGCCAAGGUCUGUGACCAGCUGCGGGGCCGCAUUUUGCCAUUUGCACGCGGCAUCAGCUGUAUCAAGGGAGUCAACGUCACCGACGACGGUGUCAGCCUGUUCAGUGAGUGGAUUGGUGACGGCUUGAAUAUCUACGUUGGUGCCUUGAGUGGGGCCAACAUCGCCAGCGAGAUUGCUGCCGAGAAGUGGUCAGAGACCACCAUCGCCUACGACCCGCCACCGAUGGACAAUAGCAGAAAUCCUUCGCCACGCUCUGGUAGUCCCAACCCCGGCAUUACCGUCACCGACCUGCAGGAUGUUUCGCACAGAGAUUGCAGAGGCCGGGCCUCCAAAACUAAGCUCACUGGUGUGCCUGCGGAAUAUCCGCCACUGGAUCAUGAUUGCUUCCGCACUCUAUUCCAUCGCCCGUACUUCCAUGUUCAGAUGGUGUCCGAUGUCGCCGGCGUCUCGCUUGGUGGUGCCUUGAAGAAUAUUGUUGCUUUGGCCGCUGGUUUUGUUGACGGGCGUGGCUGGGGUGAUAAUGCCAAGGCUGCGAUUAUGCGCAUCGGCUUAAUGGAAAUGGUAAAAUUCGGAAAGGAAUUCUUUGGUGAAACAGUCCAGAGCCAAACCUUUACUGAAACGUCUGCUGGCGUAGCUGAUUUGAUUACGUCUUCUUCUGGCGGACGAAACUUCCGUUGUGCCAAAAAAGCUGUUGAGAAGGGCAUCACAGUUGAUGAAGUGGAGCAACAAGACUUGAACGGCCAGAAGCUGCAAGGAACGACCACGGCAUAUGAGGUCAACAGCUUUUUAAAAGCACGUGGGCUGGAGAAGGAAUACCCCUUGUUCACAGCGGUCAACGACAUUUUGCUCAACAAGAGACAGGUCGAUGAUAUCCCCAACUUGGUGGCACAAGUCACAGAUGGUGCGUGA
Molecule: messenger RNA, 1281 nt
Organism: Metarhizium brunneum ARSEF 3297
Lineage: Eukaryota; Fungi; Ascomycota; Sordariomycetes; Hypocreales; Clavicipitaceae
Product: Glycerol-3-phosphate dehydrogenase
Biological process (GO): carbohydrate metabolic process; glycerol-3-phosphate catabolic process
Cellular component (GO): cytosol; glycerol-3-phosphate dehydrogenase (FAD) complex; nucleus
Molecular function (GO): NAD binding; glycerol-3-phosphate dehydrogenase [NAD(P)+] activity
Source: RefSeq, a predicted model, not a curated record